Molecule: messenger RNA, 414 nt
Organism: Rosa chinensis
Lineage: Eukaryota; Viridiplantae; Streptophyta; Magnoliopsida; Rosales; Rosaceae
Exons: 1
Coding region: 1-414 (137 amino acids)
Source: RefSeq, a predicted model, not a curated record
AUGGCCAACUACUUUGUCUACCGACCAGUGUUCAAAGAUUGGGAGUUCCGAACACGUUACAGAAUGAGUCUCAAUCUCUUCAAGCGUAUAUCUACUGACCUUUGCCAGUAUGAUCGUUACUUUGUUCAAAAGUCAGAUGCUACCAAGAAAGUCGGACUGCUUCCGGAGCAGAAGAUGACAGCUUCCUUGCGAAUGCUUGCUUACGGUGUUGGGGCAGAUCAAUGUGCUGAGUAUUGUCGGAUGGCGAAAUUCAUCUCUGUCGCAGCCCUUCAGCGAUUUACACGAGGAAUUAUUGAUCUUUACUCAGCAGAAUACCUCUGCGCUCCUACCGCUGUUGACCUCAAACGACUUCUUGCCGAAACUAAGAUGAGAGGUUUUUCAAGAAUGAUUGUGAGCAUCGACUGUAUGCAUUGA